Erythranthe guttata (spotted monkey flower) is the source of this 2116-nucleotide messenger RNA. RefSeq names its product arginyl-tRNA--protein transferase 1. Gene Ontology annotation, molecular function: arginyl-tRNA--protein transferase activity. Gene Ontology annotation, cellular component: cytoplasm. Gene Ontology annotation, biological process: protein arginylation. NCBI's taxonomy places the organism in Eukaryota, Viridiplantae, Streptophyta, Magnoliopsida, Lamiales, Phrymaceae. The record is from RefSeq and is a predicted model, not a curated record.
GGAGUAAGAAUUGAAAGAAGCGUGAAAUGUCAAACAAUUCGAAUCCACCUACCUACUUCACAAAAGUGCGAUCAGUAGACAAUUGAUUCCAAUUGGCUGAUCGGUUAUGGCGGAGGCCAAGAAGAAGGGAGGCGAAGAAGCUAGUACCAGCGGCGGCGGCGGCGGCGGCGGAAAUGGUGGGAGAGGAGAAAGCCUGGUGAGGGAUUGCGGCCCCCGGGAAAGCACCUGCGGUUACUGUAAAUCUGGUGCACUCACCAAACUUUCUCAUGGUCUACGGUCGCAGAGUUUGACAGUAGAUGACUAUCAAGCUCUCGUUGACAGAGGUUGGAGAAGAUCUGGCUGUUACUUGUACAAACCUGAUAUGGAGAAAUCAUGUUGCCCAUCAUAUACUAUCCGUCUCAAAGCUAGUGAAUUUGUUCCUUCUAAAGAACAAAUUCGAGUAUCUAAAAGAAUGCAAAGAUUUGUAGACGGUACAUUAGAUGUGAAGAAAACAGACAAGUUAAAUGAUUCUGGGGAAUCGUGCAAUAUUGCAACAGAAUCUCAGGUAGUUGAUGGUGGAGGCAAGGACGAAACCGACCAGUUUAUGCAUUUCUUGUCAGAGCAGAUUAAUAAAUCAGUACAAGUAUGCAUGAAAAGUGGGGAAUUCCCUUCAGACAUACAGUUGCCAAAGGCUUCCAUCAAAAGAGUUGUACCAGCUAAACGAAACUUGCAAGCAGAAAAUUCAGAAGAACUCAUUUUCUCAUGCAACAUCGCCUUCCAAAUUUCAGCUACUCUAAGACGAUUGAAGAGUGAUUUUCCGCACACGAAAUCGAGCGAGCUUUCACCUACAACGAUUGCUGAAAUUUUGGCAAGCCACUUGAAGCAGACAGCAGAAGCUCGUGGUUUGUCGGUCAGAGCUUGCAAUGGACACAUAAAUUUCUAUUCUUUUACGAAGCAAUCAGAUUUAAUUGACCCUCGAGGAGGCAUAAUUUCCAAAACUGCCCCUACAGCAAUCAUCUGUGCGGCCCGUGAGAGCCAAAGACAUAAGUUCGAGAUUCGGCUGAAACAGUCGAGCUUUGAUUACGAAGAAUACUCUCUAUACAAGAAAUAUCAACUUACAGUGCAUAACGACACACCCAAUCAUGUCACUGAAAGCUCGUACAAGAGAUUCUUGGUCGACACUCCUCUAAUAUAUAUUCCGCCGAACGAUAAUAAUGCUGCAGUUCCUCCUUGUGGGUUUGGCUCUUUCCAUCAACAGUAUUUGGUGGAUGGUAAAUUAAUUGCAGUUGGUGUUGUCGAUGUACUGCCAAAGUGUUUGUCUAGUAAAUAUCUGUUUUGGGACCCUGAUUUUGCCUUUUUAUCACUCGGCAAGUUUUCGGCUUUACAAGAAAUUAAGUGGGUUAACGAGACUCAAUUACGUUGCCCAAGCCUUCAGUACUAUUAUCUUGGCUAUUACAUUCACUCGUGCAACAAGAUGAGGUAUAAAGCUGCUUAUCGGCCAUCGGAGCUCCUCUGCCCUUUUCGCUACCAGUGGGUUCCAUACGAUAUUUCAAAGCCGUUGUUAGACAUAAAGAAAUAUGUGAUUUUAUCUGAUUAUGCCACUUCACAAAACGGGGAGUCAUUGCUACUGAAUGUUCUUGGUAGUCGUAUGGAAGAUCUCAGAUUUUCUGACAACGAAUCAGACUCAGAAGCUAAUGGUGCCGAUCUCAAUAAUGUUUUGAUUGGAGUGAGACCAGAUGUUCGUCGGAGGUUCAAGGACCUACGGCAUGCAUUUAAUCCGAGUCGGAGGAAGUUUCUUGAAAGCCAGAUACAAAGAUAUGUUAGGGCUGUGGGGACAGAGCUCUCUGAGAAAAUGGUAUACUCACUAGCAUGAUAUAUAUAUAUUUUCAUCGACAUAUUUAUGCUUCUUCAACUCUCUGUCCAUAUCAAACGUUGCCUAAUUAUUCAAUUCGCGUUGUGUGCUUGUAUCAAGAAUUGUAAUUCAAAAUUGUCAUUGUAGACCGUCAGAAUAAGAGAUAUUACUUUUUCAAACUUUCAAUUCAUGCAAUAAAUUAUUAUGUAAAAUUCGAGAUGAAAUGAAUCCCAGACUGCCUUAAAUUGUGCAAAAUGAAGUCCCUUAUUAUUUUUCCCCUUCCUU